AGAUCCGAUCGCCGACGCAUCAUCAGUCCAUCGGAUAGAUAUUUGCGCCGGACACUUUGGAGUUUUGUUCCGGCCGUGAGUUAUAUAGAAUCCAAAGGUUCCGGGACUCGUGGAUUUCGUGGAUUUCGUGUAUUUUGUGUUUUGCCUCUACACAUACUCAAUUGACCUCGAAUCAACCGUCCGUCUUGUCUCAGUUACCAUGGCCGCCACCGAACAGCCCAAGAUCAAGCUUCACUGGCUAGACCGCUCGCGCUCGCAGCGCAUUAUCUGGCUGCUAGAAGAGCUCAAGCUGCCCUACGAGCUGGAGAUUUACCACCGGGACAAGCAGACGCGGCUGGCGCCUCCAGAGCUGGAAAAGGUGCACCCGCUGGGCAAGUCGCCCGUCCUCACCAUCACGACACCCGGCUCGGAUGAGCCCAUUGUGCUGGCCGAGAGCGGCCUGAUCACGCAGUACCUCGUGGAGAACACCCCCGAGGGGAGCAAGUUGAUGCCGCCGCGCUGGAAGGACGGCAUGGAGGGCAAGUUGGGAGGUGAGACGGAGGCGUGGAUGCGCUAUCAGUAUUACUUGCAUUUCUCUGAGGGGAGCUUCAUGCCGGUUCUGGUAUUGGCCAUGUUUAUCGGCGGCCUCCGCUCACCCAUGGUGCCCUUCUUCAUCCGCCCCAUUACAUCCAUGGUCGCCAGCCGCAUAUUUGCGUCCUUCAUCUUCCCCAACACGCGCCGCAAUCUCGGCCUCCUGGAGACGCACCUGUCCGAGUCCGGCGGGCACGCGUACCUGUGCGGCGACUCGCUCACCGCCGCCGACAUCCUGAUGAGCUUCCCCCUAAUCGCGGCCAAGGACUCGCUGGAUCAAUUUGGCUCCUGGGAGGGUGGCGCGUGGCGCUCCGAGUUCCCGCGGGUCGCCGAGUACGUGGCCCGGCUGGAGGGCGAGGACGGGUACAAGACGAGUGUGGAGAAGAUCACGGCGAUCGAUGGCAAUCAUAUUUCCAACAACAGCAUCCAGUUGCGCCUCAUCAUAAUUGAGGAUGCCUCGCACAACGCUGCCCAGAUCUUUGGACAUGCCAGUAUGUGGACCUUGAACCUCGAAAAUAGCCGGGUCUCGGUUCAACACUUCGCAACAUCGCCUUCAUCUCCCUCACCCAACUCGGCGCCAAUCGCAAUGUACGCAUCUCGAACAGUCUGUUCAAGAUGCUCGUCCCAGUUGCGCUCAGUCGCCGUCCAGCGGCUGGGCGUCGCUGCCCGAUUCGCGACGCUGGCAGACUCACCAGACUCAUCCCGACCACCGCCGGGACAAGGCAAUGAGUUUGAGGCUCCGCGCAGGCCGACCCGGUCACGGCCAGACCCCUUCAAGGAACCGGCGAAGGCAUCGCAGGACCCUGCUUUGGCCCUGUUUAACGAUGUUGUCAGCCCGGCCGUCAACGACUCCAACCGAGACCUCGCGGAGCGGCCUGUGUUAAGCGAGCUUGAGGUUGUCGCCAAGGUCAACGAGCUCAUUAAAAAGGGCCUGAGCCUGAAGGCAGAGUACCAGCUUUUCCAAAAAGACAUUUGGCCGCACAUAAAGGAGAUGCGUGGCCAGGUCCCGGUGCCCAUCUACAACGCAGCCGCGCUGGUCCUCAGCAAGAUGUGCACCCAACUCGCCUGGGUCAACGACACCUCCGGCAUCAGCGUAGAACUGUCCGAGAUGUACGGUAUCCUCGGCAGGUGGGAUCCGCAAAUACGAAAUGAUCUCGUUCUGACCCUGUGUUUUGUCCUGACCGAGGUAAAGAACCCGACGAGGAGGCGCUCGGCGCUCAUGAACGAGCUCAUCACGCUGUGGAAGCACAUCUCGCAGCUGAAGCGACCGAGCGAGUUGUUGCAAGAACCGCGGUUUGCGUUGCCCAGCACACAGAGUGUACUUGACGACUUGAAUAGGCGGCAACCCAAAGUACCGGGCGAAGAGCUUCGCCCCCUUACCUUGGAUCGGGCUCUUGCGUCCAUCUUUCUCAUGUUCUCUCCUCCGCAAGCCGAGAGCCUCCUGCCGGGGCUUCUAACGACUGUGGCAGUUCUGUCCGAUAUGCGAUUCUCAGGGGUUGGUAUACAGACAGAGGCGGCGCCCCUGCUCAACCUUGUCCGGCUCGUGCUGGCGAAGCUAAAAUUCGGGCUCAACGAGGCUGAAAUCAACGAGAUAUUCAAGCUGAAGGGCAGAUAUCCAAUGGCAAAGCAACAGAUGCUCCGAGCGUACGUGAUCAAGCAGUUGCCGUAUAUGACGAAAAUGCUGCUCUACAAGAGCGAUCAGUGGCAGGGCGGGUUGGACACGGCCAUGGACCCGGAGAUGGCCAAGGCGAUGGACCUUUCGAUCUUUCACAAGCAGCUACGGGUAGCGUACCGUUCGCGCAACACGGGCGCUAUCCUCGCCAUCUGGCAGAACCUGAUCUCAUGUUUGCGGGACUAUCCGAGGCUCGGUCAGGACAUCCGCGAUGACCCGCACUUCCUCGACUUUUGGAUCUUCGUGUGGUGCGGUGUGCGCCGAGCUAACAGGGUCCAAGACACGAUGGAUCUGAUGAAAGAACUCGGUAUCCAGCCGACAAUGUGCAAGGAUCUAGGCAAGAUCGAGGCUUUGUGGAGCCAACUCGUUCAGUCAGGGAUGAAGCUCGACGUCAUUAUCUGGACGGAACGUAUAUCGGCACUCAUUGACGGGGGGCGGUCUCAGGAGGGUGUCGACGCGCUGGUCGAGAUGGUGACGACUUGGAAACAGGCUGUGAAGCAAGGUCGCCAAGCACACGCCGUGGAACCAACCAUUGCGGUAGUCAAUGCUGCUUUCAACGGUCUCCUGCGCCUCGGCGAUCCCCAAAAGGCGAACCAGGUGCUUUCCUGGGCAGGUCAAGAGGGCUUCAUGCCCGAUAUCCGGACGUACAACAUUCUCAUCCGCGAGAGCCUCCGUGCCGACGACCCCGAGGAUGCGAAGGACCUGCUGCGGUCCAUGAAGAACCAGGGCGUCCAGCCGGAUGCCGCAACAUUCACUGUUCUGCUGGAGGGUGUCAUCGGCCGGAUGGGAGAUGAAGCCACCCCAGAGGAACAGGUGCAGGCCGUCGACCAAGUGUUUGCCGACAUUGAAUCGGCAAAUCUCGUGCCCAAUCAGGAGACUUACGGCAAGAUGCUCUACUCAGUGGCGGGCCUGCCGAACGGUUCAGAGGAGGCCAUUGCUGCUGUCCAGGCCCAUAUGCGCGGCAAGGGCAUUACCGUCACGGCACACAUGGUCACCAUCCUCGUCGAGCGCGCCCUCUCGCGAGAUCCCCCAGAUAUUCACGCCGUACGGGAUCUCCUACGCGAGCACAAGCUCAAGACAGUCGACCAGGGUGACCAGACACUAUGGGAGCGUGUCAUGAGCGCCUUUUCCGUAGCGCGAGAGCCGGCCGAGGCCCUAGCCAUCUUCGACGAACUCGCCGACGCAGGACGGCCUGUCACGUCACUGCCGUGCCUGCUGGACCUGGUGAGGAUGUUGGUGGAAAGGGGAGAUCUCCAAGAUGCGGAGAGAGUCGUGGGCGUUGCCCUCGCGCACAAGCUGAAGUCGAAAGAGGAGUUCAACAACCGGUACUGGAGGCAUCACUUUUGGUACAUGGCCAAGGAGAAUGGACUGUUGAAGACGGCGGAUUUACCCGAAGCUUUGCGAAAGCAUUUCGCGAACUGA
This is a messenger RNA of Ilyonectria robusta, 3664 nucleotides long. RefSeq lists its product as uncharacterized. Gene Ontology annotation, molecular function: protein binding. The record is from RefSeq and is a predicted model, not a curated record. Bases 200 to 3664 code for a protein of 1154 amino acids. NCBI's taxonomy places the organism in Eukaryota, Fungi, Ascomycota, Sordariomycetes, Hypocreales, Nectriaceae. The transcript is spliced from 6 exons.